This is a messenger RNA of Siniperca chuatsi (mandarin fish), 4051 nucleotides long. It is a transcript of the gene rasl11a, whose product is annotated as RAS-like, family 11, member A. The transcript has 8 exons. The record is from RefSeq and is a predicted model, not a curated record. NCBI's taxonomy places the organism in Eukaryota, Metazoa, Chordata, Actinopteri, Centrarchiformes, Sinipercidae. The coding region runs from base 459 to 1229 and encodes 256 amino acids. Gene Ontology annotation, molecular function: GTP binding; GTPase activity.
CUCCCCCUCCCUCCCUCUCUCUGUCUGCAGCCAGACGCAUCUGGACUCGGUGCGAACCGGAGUGCUUCUUUUUGUAUUUAUUUAUGCAUCUUAUAUUUAAAACUGCGUGGUGAUUAUAGUGUUUUAGUGAGUAAAAUAAUGACUUCUCGUCGCUGAAAGAUCCACUGAGGGGGUUAAAACUUUUUCUAAGCACUCAGAGGAGGAUAACUCUGAACUGGCGCUGGAAUACUUGGGAAAAUAUUUGGGAAUUUUGGACCUUUAACACAAAAGACAGCCUGCUUUUUUUUCUACAGAAAUUAUAAACUAUAAGAAUAAACUACAUGAUAGGCUACCUCAAGCUCUCCACGCUGUCUCUGCAGGAACAUCAUGGGAAUACUGGAGUGAUUUUUCGGGGCGGAGGGGUUUGCUGGACAGUGUUAUUUCAGAGCAGAGCUGAUCUGAGGGCAGAGGGGAGCUAAAUGCGGCUGACUGGCGACCCUGCACCGGGAACCAUGAACAGCAGCAGCGGGUCUGGCAACUUUCUGCUGGUCCCCAUACCGGAGUAUCCCCUGCUGGACUGUGUGCCCAACAAGACGGUGAAGAUUGUGGUGCUGGGGGCGAGCAACGUCGGGAAAACCGCUCUGAUUGUCAGGUUUCUGACCAAGAGGUUCAUCGGGGAUUAUGAAGCAAACACUGGAGCGCUCUACUCCAGAAAGGUCACACUGGAUGGGGAGGAAGUGUCACUUCAGAUCCAGGAUACUCCCUGUGUCGCUCUUCAGGAUGAUGCUGAGGGUCUGUACUGCCAGGAGCAGAUCAACAGGUCAAUCUACUGGGCAGACGGUUACGUGCUGGUUUUCUCCAUCACAGACCACAACAGCUACCGCACCAUCCAGCCGCUGUACCAACACGUCAGACGCAUACACCCCUCUGGAAAUAUACCUGUUAUACUGGUCGGCAACAAGAGCGACCUGCUCAGAGCCCGACAAGUGCCGUCAGACGAAGGCGAGACGUUAGCAGCCUCACUAGGAGGGGUUUACUUUGAGGCCUCGGCCAGAGAGAACCACGAGGGAGUCCACACCGCCUUCCUACAUCUCUGUCAGGAGGUGAUCCGGGUGCUGGGAGGAGGGAACGGAGAGAAAAGAAGAGGAGGCCUCCAUCUGGCCAGACCCAAAUCUCCCAACAUGCAGGAGCUGAAGAGGAGGUUCAGGCAGGUCCUCUCCUCCAAAGUUAAGUCUGCCACAACUCUCUGAUUGCAGGAUGGACACGUGGCAAAGAUAAGAGCUUCCAUGCAAAUAAAAAGGUUCUAGUCCUUAUUUGAUGGAAGGCUGAAGAAAAAUGGCAAGAGGCCUCAAUAUCGAAGACUUGUGACUUUUAAAUUUGGGAAUUAAAUCCGUUAAUGGCAUAAAAAGGCACGGCUGACCCUUUCUGUAGUGAUCAAAGCAUUUUAAAGAUCACAUCGUCAUCAGACGGAUGGAUAAAGACGAAGACUGAAUGGAGCAUUCUGGCAGAUAAGCUCUUCUCUGUGUUUUGGACGAAGCUCACGGUCAACAUGACCUCUUCCCAGGUUCAAGUACAACAAGGAUGCUGCUUAAAGUGAACAUGUCAAAGACUGCUAAACAAACAGCUUGUGUUGUGUCAGAAACUUGGCAUGUUUACUAUGAAGGACAGUGAGUGUGACAGGGUCACUGUAAACCUUCCCACAAUUCAUGUCUCAGUUUUCUUGAGGCUGAAAAAUCUCUCUCAAUACAUCACAUUCACAUCAAAUUAUUAAAGAACCAGUUGUUUUUAAUGUCCUUUCAUAUAACAUAGUCUCAUUUUCCCUACCUGUUCCAGUUUCCUCUAUUUUGGUUUUAAUUGAGAAUUUUUUGUCGACUUUGCAACUAAAUGAAGCUUAAAAGACUCCUUUUUCCAUUUGGGUCAAGUUUGUUAAUCCCUGUGAGAACAAUGCCAGAUUUCAACUUUGUUGAUACCAAAUAAAUUAAAUGCGAGUCUCCGUCCUCUCUGUUGCAGACUUACUUAUAUUAAGAAAGUAAUCUGAACCAAAACAGGAAAUGACCCCAAAACACAAGCAUUCAAGGCUUUGCACUGAGAUAAAUGCUGACAUUUGACAGCCGGAAGGGAAGCCUAGGAUAACAAAACAGCAUGAGGACCAACUCCUGAUAUUUAUGGAAGACGACAGCUGCCAAUAAUAAAAUGCAAUCGUUUAAUCAAAUUAAAAUGUCAUUUUCCAUUUGUGCACAAUGUAUGACACAGUUAAAGUUCAGAAUUUAAAAUCAAAUUUUAUUUGAAAAAACAUAAUUACUGCCAAAACAAAACUUAAAUUGACAACUUUAUUGACAAAUAAUUUCCAGUGUACUCAAGAGCAUAACCUUGCGUGAUAAUUAUAUUUGAAUGUAAAAUUUACUUUUGCUUUCACAUUUGCAGAUAAUAUGCAGCCUAAACUUGAAAAUGGAACUUAACUGUUGAAAUAUGUCCUUUUAGAUUAUUUCUAAUGAAAGUUUUUAUAAUAUCAGGACCUUUUUUGUGAAAUUUGUUAAGGCAUACUAGAGGUUUUCAAACUGUGAGGCGCCUCCCCAGGGGGGCACGAGAGAGUUAAAGGGGAGGCACGGAGGGAGAGAGAUGAGGCAAAUAUACAGCAUGAGGUGAAAGGGACAGGUGCGUCAAAAUUUCUUGGAGUCAUAACUCAUUAAUCUGGACACACAGACAUGAUAUAGACAUAGGUUUUGGUUUAGUGUGACUUACACUUCUCCACUAUCUAUCUCCGAUGUCUAUUGCAAAUAAACGUCCAUAGAUCUGCUUAUAAAUCAUCAUCAAUCAAGCCUGAGAAUCACCACAUUUUUAAGUUUUCUUCAGUAUCAAAGUAAUCCAGUGAUAGUUGUCUAUACAUCCAUGGAUACAUUGCAAAUAGGAACUGCUAAUAGCUAAUUCGGCAUAUUUUUAAAGGUCCAUUAUGUAACAUUUAGGAGGAGCUAUUGGCAGAAAUGGAAUAUAAUAUUUUUAAGUAUGUUUUCAUUAGUGUAUAAUCACCUGAAAAUAAGAAUUGUUGUGUUUUCAUUACCUUAGAAUGAGAUAUAUAUCUACAGAGGGAGCGGGUCCCCUUCCACGGAGGUCGCCAUGUUGCACUGCCAUGAUACCACUAAAUCCUACAUACAUAUCUUUAAUGGUGCCAAUUAGCCAAAUAUAAGCAAAAAAACGCAGUUGUCUAGAUUUUGUCUGAGAGGGGCAGCACAGUGUCAGAUUUUGAAAGCCCCAGAGGUAAACUGUUAUGAAAUUGGCUAUUAUUAAACUGACCAUUUACAUUUAAUUUUCAUUCAAAAUUUGUGUAAAAAAAUUGAUUUUACAUUUUGUAUUUGAAUUGUGUCACACAACAUGCACACAUAAAAAUGGAGAAUGAUUUAUAAUUUCAAUAUUUUAAUAAUGGCAUCCAUAGGCUUCCAUAUUCAGCUGUUUAUUCAGGUGUUUUAGCUGGUAUGAACACAAGAGUCUAUUAAUGCUUUGCUUAAGUUACAAGAGCUGUAAUUAGAUUUGCUUUAAACCCCCAAAUUCAUCACCAAAAUCUCUAUAUAAUCUGGCAGGGUGACAUGCUGCCAAAACUUGGUCCAAUACACAACCUACUUGUGAAUCCAUUUGACUCUCAUUUACAAGCCCUAGUUUGCCUGUAUAUGUGACAAAGUAAACUUUUCCACUAUAGCUCAGCCCAGAGAAUCCAAACUUUGGGUGCGAAAGCACCCUUAAUGGCUCGCAGUCUGAAGAGUAUUUCAUUUAUAUUGUUUUUCAAGGAAGGUUUUAGGUGAGUUAGGUGAGGAAGGUGUUGUGUGGAGUUAAUGUUGCUCCAGAUGCCUUUGCUUAGAAGGAAUUUCUGGGCGAGUCACAGCUUCUUGGUACCAAGAGACACUGUGCUGAGCUUGAACUGUUGCAGGAAAGACAGGAUCCAGUAAGUCCAGAAUGUACCGAUUGUGUUCAUCCAAGGCUGCUAUUUAAUCGAUGGAAUUGAUGUAGCUAUAAAAACAGCCUUUGCUAUCUGUAAGACAAUGGGAAUUGGUUCAAAUAUAUAAAAGGAAGUUGGGAAGUG